CUUGGCCAGGAUUUCUGAUUUCCAACUGUUAAUAUCCGAGAGAAAAUCAAAUUUUACUUGUUAUAUAAAGAUGUUUUCAUAAAAUGAAAAACAAAUUGUAAAGCUAAAAUCGAAGCUGCGAAAAGUUCGCGGUUUGACGAUGAGAUGACGCUACAUAAGCUAUCUAGAAAUUGUUGCCUCUUUAAAUGCGGUAAUCACAAACUAAAGUAUAUUUUAUAUAAUAUGAGUUAGAUCAUUAUAAAACUCUUUGAAAUUGCAAAGAAAAAGCUGAAUUCUCUCUUUGAGUUGUAUUGAUGAUAGAUGAUUAGUCUUUUUAGGUGGAAUAUAAUAUUGUUAAGAAGUUUGAGGCAUUCCUAUGGAGAUGUCGCCACUUUUGUUAUCCAACUAUCGUUUUAUUAGUGGCGCCCUAGUGAAAAGCGUUCUUUCUUUCGUGACCAUAUUCUGCAGAAAGAAGUAACAAUGGCGGACGCUGCUCCAGCCGCACGUGGUGGUUUCCGUGGAGGAUUUGGCUCGCGAGGAGGUGGAGAUCGUGGAGGUCCUCGUGGACGAGGACGCGGAGGAAGAGGUAGAGGCCGUGGCCGUGGUCGUGGCAAGGAAGAUAGCAAGGAAUGGAUCCCUGUUACUAAGUUAGGGCGUCUAGUAAAGGAUGGAAAAAUUCGCACUCUUGAGGAAAUCUAUCUCUUCUCCUUACCUAUCAAAGAGUAUGAGAUCAUUGAUAUGUUCAUUGGACCCUCCCUUAAGGAUGAGGUUCUCAAGAUCAUGCCUGUUCAGAAGCAGACUAGGGCUGGUCAGCGUACACGUUUCAAGGCCUUUGUUGCUAUUGGUGACAGUAAUGGCCAUAUCGGCUUGGGAGUUAAAUGCUCCAAAGAAGUAGCCACUGCCAUCCGUGGUGCUAUUAUCCUGGCCAAACUCUCUGUCGUUCCAGUACGUCGUGGAUACUGGGGUAACAAGAUCGGGAAACCCCAUACAGUUCCAUGCAAGGUUACUGGAAAGUGUGGUUCAGUCCAGGUGCGGUUGAUCCCUGCACCCAGAGGAACUGGAAUUGUUUCGGCUCCAGUUCCCAAGAAGUUACUUCAGAUGGCUGGUAUUGAAGACUGCUACACGUCUGCUCGAGGCUCUACUGGUACUCUGGGUAACUUUGCCAAGGCUACAUAUGCAGCCAUUGCCAAGACAUACGCCUACCUAACUCCUGAUUUGUGGAAGGAAUUGCCCCUGACUAAGGCGCCUUAUCAGGAGCAUGCAGAUUAUCUGUCCAAAAAUCAUCGUCCUGUAACUGGCCAGAGGCAUGCGGAGGUUGCUUAAAAAUAAACUGAUCCUCCAUGGAA
Messenger RNA from Cephus cinctus (wheat stem sawfly), 1325 nucleotides. RefSeq names its product 40S ribosomal protein S2 (gene RpS2). Gene Ontology annotation, biological process: translation. The record is from RefSeq and is a predicted model, not a curated record. Gene Ontology annotation, cellular component: cytosolic small ribosomal subunit; ribosome. Bases 460 to 1302 code for a protein of 280 amino acids. NCBI's taxonomy places the organism in Eukaryota, Metazoa, Arthropoda, Insecta, Hymenoptera, Cephidae. The transcript has 3 exons. Gene Ontology annotation, molecular function: structural constituent of ribosome; RNA binding.